AUGGCCCGUACAAAGCAGACUGCCCGCAAGUCGACCGGUGGCAAGGCCCCGCGGAAGCAGCUGGCCACCAAGGCGGCCCGCAAGAGCGCGCCGGCCACCGGCGGCGUCAAGAAGCCGCACCGCUACCGGCCGGGCACCGUGGCCCUGCGCGAGAUCCGGCGCUACCAGAAGUCGACCGAGCUGCUGAUCCGCAAGCUGCCCUUCCAGCGGCUGGUGCGCGAGAUCGCGCAGGACUUCAAGACCGACCUGCGCUUCCAGAGCUCGGCCGUGAUGGCGCUGCAGGAGGCGAGCGAGGCCUACCUGGUGGGGCUGUUUGAAGACACGAACCUGUGCGCUAUCCACGCCAAGCGCGUGACCAUCAUGCCCAAAGACAUCCAGCUGGCCCGCCGCAUCCGCGGGGAGCGGGCUUAUUUGAAAAUGGGGAUAACUACCUCUUGGGAUAUCAUGGCCCGUACGAAGCAGACUGCCCGCAAGUCGACCGGUGGCAAGGCCCCGCGGAAGCAGCUGGCCACCAAGGCGGCCCGCAAGAGCGCGCCGGCCACUGGCGGCGUUAAGAAGCCGCAUCGCUACCGGCCGGGCACCGUGGCCCUGCGCGAGAUCCGGCGCUACCAGAAGUCGACCGAGCUGCUGAUCCGCAAGCUGCCCUUCCAGCGGCUGGUGCGCGAGAUCGCGCAGGACUUCAAGACUGACCUGCGCUUCCAGAGCUCCGCCGUGAUGGCGCUGCAGGAGGCGAGCGAGGCCUAUCUGGUGGGGCUGUUUGAAGACACGAACCUGUGCGCCAUCCACGCCAAGCGAGUGACCAUCAUGCCCAAAGACAUCCAGCUGGCCCGCCGCAUCCGCGGGGAGCGGGCUUAAGGCACGCGUU
Balaenoptera ricei (Rice's whale) is the source of this 865-nucleotide messenger RNA. RefSeq lists its product as uncharacterized. The record is from RefSeq and is a predicted model, not a curated record. Bases 1 to 855 code for a protein of 284 amino acids. Gene Ontology annotation, molecular function: protein heterodimerization activity; DNA binding; structural constituent of chromatin. The transcript has 3 exons. Lineage: Eukaryota; Metazoa; Chordata; Mammalia; Artiodactyla; Balaenopteridae. Gene Ontology annotation, cellular component: nucleosome.